CGAGAACCUUCGUCACCUAAGACCUACCUCUUCGUUGCCCUUUAUCCCUAUCUUACGCUGAAAAAACUAAGCCAUCAAUGCCGGCAACAAAACAAUUUCCCACGAAGCUUGUUCAUACUCUCAAAACGCACAAUGGACCGGUAAAUGCUGUGACUUUCUCUAGCUAUCCAGGCACAUAUGUCCUCACCGGUUCCGCUGAUCGCGCCAUUCACCUCUCGCGCGCCAUCCCGAACAACAGCUCUACUACUGGUCACGAGACGACUUCCCCGAUCCAAAAAUAUGAGGCGCACGGGUACUCAGUCCUGGACGUGGCUGUCGCAGCAGACAAUGCGCGAUUUACAAGUGUCGGCGGAGACCGCCAGGUAUUUUUGUGGGACGUCGAACAAGGAAUGACUACACGGCGAUGGGCCGGACAUAACGCUAGGGUCGAGGCCGUACAGUUCGCUGGCGAGGGCGAUUCCGUGGUGGUAUCUGGCAGCGCAGACACAACCAUUAAUCUGUGGGACACCCGGUCCAAAUCGCACAAGCCUAUCCAGACCCUCACCGAGGCCGGCGAUACCGUUUCCUCGCUACACGUACACAUGCCGACGUAUUCUAUCGCAAGUGGAAGCUACGAUGGCCGCGCUCGCAUCUACGAUGUGCGCAUGGGCCGGACAACUGUUGACGUCCUUGCUCACCCCGUGACAAGCGUCCGGUGCUCUGCGGACGGCAAUGCCUUGCUGGUUUCUACACUCGACAGCCGGAUCCGGAUGCUGGACCGGGCAGACGGCAAGCUGCUCAAGGCUUUUGGGGGCGAGGAGGGUCUUGAGCAAAGCACUACCGGUGCGAGCGCGGCGUACCGCAAUAGCGAGCUUAGGAUUCGGUCCGUCUUUGCCAAGGGAGACGCCGUCGUUCUCAGUGGGAGUGAGUCGACGGAAGGCGAUCCGUCGCCACAGGCUCAUGUCUUCGCUUGGGAUGUGCUCAUGAAAGUUGUUAGCUGCGUAGCGUGGAAUGAGAAAGGAGGUUGCUGGGCUGGGGGCUGUUCCGAUGCCUUCAAUGUCCUGCCAUCCGAAUUUACUGAUCCACCGAAGCCAUUCCCCAAGAGCACCAGCUUCAAACGCUGGCCGCACACCAAGCAAAUCAACAGGGCCAGCUGCAAGGUCAACCGGCAGUCCAUCCCCGCGCACAGAAACGCCCAGAACUUCAUGCAAUACAAACCCCUUUCGGACCAGGCAGUCAAACACCCUCAACGUCCACAUUGCAACCCGAGCUACAUGGUCCUGUCAACCUGGCCAGCUGCUGUUGGACUACUGACCCGCUGGCACAUAUCGCUGCAUAGUGCAUAG
Messenger RNA from Aspergillus novofumigatus IBT 16806, 1325 nucleotides. Its product is annotated as WD40 repeat domain-containing protein. NCBI's taxonomy places the organism in Eukaryota, Fungi, Ascomycota, Eurotiomycetes, Eurotiales, Aspergillaceae. The coding region runs from base 78 to 1325 and encodes 415 amino acids. Gene Ontology annotation, molecular function: protein binding. The transcript is spliced from 6 exons. Gene Ontology annotation, cellular component: catalytic step 2 spliceosome. The record is from RefSeq and is a predicted model, not a curated record. Gene Ontology annotation, biological process: mRNA splicing, via spliceosome.